This is a messenger RNA of Nerophis ophidion (straightnose pipefish), 779 nucleotides long. RefSeq lists its product as uncharacterized. The record is from RefSeq and is a predicted model, not a curated record. Bases 78 to 779 code for a protein of 233 amino acids. Lineage: Eukaryota; Metazoa; Chordata; Actinopteri; Syngnathiformes; Syngnathidae. The transcript is spliced from 2 exons.
GCAUCGACCCUCACUUUUGCCGUGCAUCUUUCCAGAUUCAAGACUCCCUGUUUUGGUUCUUGUUCUCCUGAUCGAGAAUGGAUCCUUGUGAGGAACAUAUCUACGAGGACCCAGAUGUCGCCUACCAGAACCAGACGUCCGCUAUUUAUGAGACGCCGUAUGAGCCCUCGGGUCCGACGGCCGAGUAUCAGAACACAGGAUGGGCCUUUGGAGGAAUACCCGCUCCCCCUUCUUUCCCAGCACCGCCUUCUCCUGGCAAAAGCCGCAAAAAAUCGUCCUCAUCCUCAUCUUCCUCAAACGAAGAAACCGGGGAGAAGCUUUGCCGCGGCCAGGGAGCGGCCGAAGUUGAAGAAAACAACAAACGGUUGAGUUUGGAGACGGCGUCUGCCAAUACGGAGCUGGAUUACCGUCCAUCACGCAAACCCUCAUCUUCAACAUCGUCCUCCUCGGCUUCCGAGCAGAAGAAGCCUGACUUGAAGCCCUCAUCUUCAACAUCGUCCUCCUCGGCUUCCGAGCAGAAGAAGCCUGACUUGAAGCCCUCAUCUUCAACAUCGUCCUCCUCGGCUUCCGAGCAGAAGAAGCCUGACUUGAAGCCCGCAGAGCCUGAGAAGGACACUAAAGUCAUGCUUUUUGUCAAGUCGAAUAAACGAGGCACCAAUGGCUCGUCGUGGACUCCCGUGGGCACCAGUUGGAAGAAUUUGCGGAAGAAGCAGAUCUGCGUUUGUAGAUCUGGAGAUCCAGUCGACGGGUCGCAGGUCAUCCAGGGAUCCCACUUCUGA